CCUUCUCCACUAAAGUUGAGAUGCUUGUCUACCAGAUUUAAGGAUCCACUUUGGAGGUCUUCACAUUCUUAGUUGAAGAUAUGUUUGAAAAAAUAAAUAAAAUUGACUACAUUCACCAUAUGUCCUGAAAAAAAAAAAAAAUUUUUUCCAAAUAACCAUUUUUAUUUGUGUUGAAUUAUUUAUAGGUGGCCGGUACAGAGUCUCCCAGUUUCAUGUUAUAAAUUUUCUACCAAAUAUAGCGUGGCUCUAGAAAAUCUUGUGUCACUCUGCUCCGCUGCGUACAAAGCAAGUCCCUCGCUAGUACUCUUUCCACUUCUCGAUAGGCUGCAGUGAACAGAGAUUGCAGCUCCCCCUCUCUCUCUCUUUCUCCCUCGACACUUUCUCUCUAUCGCAAACUAAAGGAGAUUUUUAGAUGGGAGCAGGGAAGGGCUCUACUCUGGUUCACCUUCUGGUGGUGGUUCUGAGCCUCGUUGCCUUUGGGUUCGCCAUUGCUGCUGAGAGACGAAGAAGCAUUGGCCAUAUUGAGAAAGAUCCGACGAAUGCUACAUACUGUGUCUACGACUCUGAUGUUGCAACUGGUUAUGGAGUGGGUGCUUUCUUAUUUCUUCUUUCAAGUGAAUCACUACUAAUGGGUGUGACAAAGUGCAUGUGUUUUGGAAGAUCAUUAGCCGCAGGCGGAAAUCGAGCUUGGUCCAUCGUCUAUUUCGUCUUAUCAUGGUUGACUUUUCUGGUUGCAGAAGCAUGUCUAAUUGCAGGCGCAGCGAAAAACGCAUACCACACGAAGUACCGGGGAAUGAUAUAUGCUCAAAAUUUCUCAUGUGAAACAUUGCGGAAAGGUGUUUUUGUUGCCGGGGCAGUGUUUGUGGUUGCAACAAUGGUUCUCAACGUGUAUUACUACAUGCAUUUAUCUAAGGCCACUGCUCCUCAGGCUGAACAGAAAGUGAAUCCUACCAUUUCAAAUGUUGGGAUGACUGAGAAUGCAUAGAGUCUUCCGAGGGACCACAUGCCUAAGGUUUGAUUCAUGAUAUUUUCAGUUGCGGUGGUGAUUGUUUUGUGCAACGCUGUUGUGCUUAUAUAUAUAUACAUACAUAUAGAGAGGGUAUAUGAUUAUAAGAGAACAAAGGAGAUUUUUAUUAAGAAAAUAAGACGUAUAGAAAAUAAAAUUCAAGAAAUUACUGUUGA
Messenger RNA from Manihot esculenta (cassava), 1182 nucleotides. RefSeq lists its product as uncharacterized. The coding region runs from base 413 to 985 and encodes 190 amino acids. The record is from RefSeq and is a predicted model, not a curated record. The transcript is spliced from 3 exons. NCBI's taxonomy places the organism in Eukaryota, Viridiplantae, Streptophyta, Magnoliopsida, Malpighiales, Euphorbiaceae.